AUGAUUAUAAGUAAAAAGUUUUGGGAGGAAGAAAAAGAAGCACCCAUAUUAAACAGAAAUGGAAAUUAUGUUAAUGAAGAAAAUAGUGAACAUAUUUGUAAACGUGUAGAACAUUUUUAUGAGAUAAUGUUAAGUUAUAUAAAAGAAGAUAUAAGUGUGGAUUUAAAGGAGGAUUGCGAUGAUAAAGAAAUUUUAAGAAUAAUUCAAUUGGAUGCUGUGAGAACUUUUAAUAGUGAAGAAAAUAGAAAAUUACUAAUAAAAGUUCUACAAUCUAUAUAUCCAAUUACAAAAGAUUAUCAUCAAGGAGUAUCAUUUAUUUCCUCGUUUUUACUACUUUUUCUAGAACCAAAAGAAGUUGUAAAAAUUAUUGUAGGUUUACAUAAAUAUUACUUGUCAGGUUAUUUUAAAGCUAUGCCUAAAGCUUAUGUAAGAGACUCUCGUGUUUUUUUAAAUAUCUUAAAACAUUUUCAUCCUAAUUUAUAUGAACACAUUAAAAAUUUAAUUACACCAGAAGCAUUUGUUUCUAAAUGGUUUAUUGGUUUAAAUGUUCAUGUGCUAACAUUUGAAUCUCUACUUUUAUUUUUUGAACAUUUAUUAAAAGAAGGAGAAAUAUUUCUAUUUAAAUAUAGUAUUGGUUUAUGUAGAGCUUUAGAACAUGAACUUAUGAGUACAGAUGAUGUUUCAAGGAUUCUUGCACUAUUGCGAUUAGAUAAAAAAAUAUUUCCAAAUGAUUAUAAAGAAUCUGACAAUCAGGAAAUAGGAGAAUUUUUUAUGAAUAUAAUAUAUAAUUCUUUAAAAGUUGACAUGACUGGUAUUAAUUUAGAUAAACUUAGAGAAGAAGCUUCUGAGCAAAUGAGAAUUGAAGAAGAAAGAAGAAAACAAUUUGAAAUGGAACGAGAUUUAACAGAUGAUGAAAUUAUCUUCUCAGAUGAAGAAAAUGAUUCACAAAAUGAUUCACAAAGUGAUUCACAAAAUGAUUCACAAAAUGAUUCACAAAAUGAUUCACAAAGUGAUUCAUAA
Plasmodium gallinaceum is the source of this 1020-nucleotide messenger RNA. Its product is annotated as GTPase activator, putative. Bases 1 to 1020 code for a protein of 339 amino acids. The record is from RefSeq and is a predicted model, not a curated record. The transcript has a single exon. NCBI's taxonomy places the organism in Eukaryota, Apicomplexa, Aconoidasida, Haemosporida, Plasmodiidae.